This is a messenger RNA of Mangifera indica (mango), 1071 nucleotides long. RefSeq names its product pyrrolidone-carboxylate peptidase-like. The record is from RefSeq and is a predicted model, not a curated record. The coding region runs from base 250 to 909 and encodes 219 amino acids. The transcript is spliced from 5 exons. Lineage: Eukaryota; Viridiplantae; Streptophyta; Magnoliopsida; Sapindales; Anacardiaceae. Gene Ontology annotation, cellular component: cytosol. Gene Ontology annotation, biological process: proteolysis. Gene Ontology annotation, molecular function: pyroglutamyl-peptidase activity.
GGCUUUGCGUUUCUUAUUUAACCUUUUCCCUUCCCCCUCACUCUUAAUCUAAUCUGAUAGAAAUCUUUAUCAAUUUAGUCUUGUGUUAAUUAGUAAGAUAAGACCGGUUGCUGAGUCACCUCUUUGAGUUUUCUUCUCUUUAUUAUUUUAAAAUUUCUCUUUCUUUUUUAUUAAUUUUCCAGGUGAUUAGAGUUUGAGCUCAAUUUUCAUGCUAUAGUUUGCUGUCAAGUUAAAGUCGAUAGGCAGAUAAUGGGGUCUGAAGGGCCACCAGCAGUGACUAUUCAUGUGACAGGGUUUAAGAAGUUUCAUGGAGUUUCUGAGAAUCCUACUGAGACAAUUGUUAGUAAUUUGAAAGAAUAUAUGAAGAAGAAAGGUAUGCCGAAAGGCUGUAUUCUCGGUAGUUGCAAUGUUCUUGAGACUGCAGGACAGGGAGCACUUGCUCCAUUAUAUCAGAUAUUGCAAUCUGCCAUCAGUGAGGAGGGUACAGACCCAUCAAAUUCCGGAAGAAUUAUCUGGCUUCACUUUGGAGUCAACAGUGGUGCAACAAGAUUCGCAAUUGAGCAACAAGCUUUUAAUGAAGCUACUUUCCGAUGUCCUGAUGAGAUGGGAUGGAAACCCCAGAAAGUACCCAUUGUUCCCUCAGACGGUGAAAUAACACGAGUGCGAGAGACUACUUUACCCGUUGAGGAGAUGACAAAGACCUUGGCAAAGAAGGGUUAUCAGGUGAUUUCUUCCGAUGAUGCAGGCCGAUUUGUAUGCAAUUACGUUUAUUACCAUUCCCUUCGGUUUGCAGAGCAGAAUGGUACAAAAUCGCUCUUUGUUCAUGUGCCGCUCUUCUUAACCAUUGACGAAGAGACCCAAAUGCAGUUUGCAGCUUCCUUGUUGGAGGUACUUGCUUCUCUCUAUUAGUGGAACUUCUUGUCACCCACCCACAUCUGAAUGUCCAGGAACUCUUUUGGUUUGUGUAUUGAAACAGGCCAUGUGUUUAAAGGAGGGUUGAUGAGUGUUAUUGAAAUGUUUUAAUAAACAGAGAUCAGUGGUUUGUGAAUGAAAUGAAUUGUAUUUGUGGCA